This is a messenger RNA of Pseudovirgaria hyperparasitica, 1107 nucleotides long. RefSeq lists its product as uncharacterized. The record is from RefSeq and is a predicted model, not a curated record. The transcript has a single exon. The coding region runs from base 237 to 992 and encodes 251 amino acids. Lineage: Eukaryota; Fungi; Ascomycota; Dothideomycetes; Acrospermales; Acrospermaceae.
GUCUCAUUUCCGCUACGAUCAACAUGGUGUCUUUGAAAUUCACCCUUUUGGCUUGUAUGCUAUUUGCCCAGUCUUUAGGUCGGAGAUACGAGUUUCCGUCACAGGACACUGCUAGACCGAUGACUCAACCAGAUGAACCACCACCAGAACCACGACGAUCAAUGAUUAGGUAUUCCACCGAUCACACUUGUAACCGACGGAUAGCCGCAGGUGCGGCUAUUAGAGAGGCGAUUCUCAUGGCGAAAAAAGCCUGGAUCCGCCUAGAGAAUUGGAGCAUGAAUCCACAGUCCGAUGACUACGACAUCGCGAGUCUCUUCAGGAAUAUCUUUAAAAGGGACUCCAGAGAAGAUUCGGCUUCGGUUCACCGGGUUCUUGAGGCCCUGUAUGGUGUUGCCACCGCUCAGUAUACGGCACACGAGGAAGCAAACACACAUUUCUACUGCGACAACGAUGAUCGCUGGAAGCUUGCUAAGGAUCGGCAAGAGUGGCAAAACGGUCGACGGCCAUCGAACUGGCCACCAGCCAUGGUCCCAAACUCUAGAGCGCGAGAGGUUGAUCAAGUAUGGCACGAUAUGUCCGCUGAAAAUCAGAUCAGGGUCGGAGCUGUAAGACUCCCCCUAUUCAGUACAAGGGGCAAGCCCCUCUGUAAGGACCCUUUGCUCAUGGAAGACGGUAUAUUUAAAUGGGGCAAGGCGUACCACUCGAACGAGCAUUACCGCACGCCAGGUAGACGUUGGGCCACCACCAUCACCCUUUGCUCGCCAAUGAUCAAUUCUAGAAUUUCGACGAUAGCUGCAGAUAGGAGCCGGGACUGGACGAAAUUCUCGCUUAAGUACCAAUUCGAUAGGGAAAAGUUAUAUUAUAGAAGAACACUGCCCGAGGACAUGUUCGGGAGCGGAGAGCUGUCGGCUUAUGCUAGUGUGGUAGCGCUGAUUCAAUUUUUGAGAGUGGGCGGCAUUGGACGUAAGUUGCACCGACUUGACUCUAUGUAAAAUGAACGCUUAUAGAUUGUCGUUAGUGGCGCAUGUGGGGUAUACGUGGGAGAGUGUCAUUUCAACUGGCCCGGAUUCGGCCAUUGAAUAUGCGGAGCACUAUGGUACAUAUUCC